This is a messenger RNA of Musa acuminata subsp. malaccensis (wild Malaysian banana), 3946 nucleotides long. Its product is annotated as DExH-box ATP-dependent RNA helicase DExH15 chloroplastic. Gene Ontology annotation, biological process: nuclear-transcribed mRNA catabolic process, 3'-5' exonucleolytic nonsense-mediated decay. Gene Ontology annotation, cellular component: Ski complex. NCBI's taxonomy places the organism in Eukaryota, Viridiplantae, Streptophyta, Magnoliopsida, Zingiberales, Musaceae. The record is from RefSeq and is a predicted model, not a curated record. Gene Ontology annotation, molecular function: nucleic acid binding; ATP binding; RNA helicase activity.
UCCACUUGCUGCCCCCGCUAUGCUCUCCCUCGCUUUACCGCUGCCUUGCUCUUCUUCCUCUCCUGCUUGCCUCUUCGACUCCUUCCUUCCUCCUACCUCUCGCCGCCGCUACCGAUUCCUCCGUUUCCUCAGUCCCCGGUCCGCCGUUUCUCCAAGAGCGAGGCUGCAUCUUGUCCCUCUCUGUGCGAACCCUUUAGGCUCUGCUUCUCCAAUAAGGGAGCAGUUAUCUGAUACGGACGAGGAUGAAGAAGACGACGACGAUGACGAAGUUGCUGCCAUGGAGUACGAUGAUGGGCUGCUGGCCGAUGUCGACCGGGAAGAGGAGGAGAGAGAAGGUGAGACUGCUCAGCUUGAGGCGGAGGCGGGGCCAUCUGCUAAAUUCGAGGAACACAAGUGGGAAAGAGUGACCAGGCUUCUUGCUGAAGUUAGGGAGUUUGGUGAAGAGAUUAUUGAUUAUGAGGAGCUCGCAGGGAUAUAUGACUUCCCAAUUGAUAAAUUUCAGCGUUUAGCUAUUCAAGCAUUCUUGAGAGGCUCAUCUGUUGUUGUUUCUGCGCCAACAAGCAGUGGGAAGACUUUAAUUGCUGAAGCUGCUGCAGUAGCCACCGUAGCCAGAGGAAGGAGGCUUUUCUACACAACACCUUUGAAGGCUCUGUCAAAUCAAAAGUUUCGUGAUUUCCGGAGGACAUUUGGUGAUGCUUAUGUUGGGCUUCUAACCGGAGAUUCUGCUAUCAACAAAGAAGCACCAAUACUAAUCAUGACUACGGAGAUUUUACGCAACAUGCUCUAUAAAAGUGUAGGAAUGAUUUCUUCUGCAAGUAGAUUGUUUCAUGUUGAUGUGAUAGUUUUGGAUGAAGUGCACUACCUAAGUGAUAUAUCUCGGGGGACAGUCUGGGAAGAAAUAGUUAUAUAUUCCCCAAAAGAAGUCCAGCUUAUUUGUCUUUCAGCUACAGUAGCAAAUCCCGAUGAAUUGGCUGGUUGGAUAGGGCAGAUUCAUGGUAAAACAGAGUUGGUAACAUCGACAAAACGACCGGUCCCACUUACUUGGCACUUCUCGCUGAAGAACUCUCUGCUACCUCUUUUUGAUGAGAAAGGGAAAAGAAUGAAUAGGAAGCUCUCACUGGAUUAUUUGCAAACAUCCAUUUCAAGAGGUGAACAUUUCAAUGAAAGCAAAACUAAGAAGCACAGAAUGGGCAAGGUUGAACGAGGUUAUAGUAAUGUUGCUCGUCUCUCACAACAGACACCAUUGUCAAAAAAUGAUAUGAACUAUAUUCGCCGUUCACAGGUUCCUCAGAUUAAAGAUACCUUAUGGCACCUUGCAGAGCGGGAUAUGCUUCCAGCUAUUUGGUUUAUUUUUAGUAGAAGAGGAUGUGAUGCUGCUGUUCAGUAUCUUGAGGAUUGCAAGCUUUUAGAUGAGUGUGAGGCUGGUGAAGUCGAACUUGAAUAUAGGAGGUUUAAGAAGCAGUAUCCUGAUGCUGUCAGAGAAGUUGCUGUGAAAGGUCUCUUGCAUGGAAUUGCCUCACAUCAUGCUGGAUGCCUGCCUCUGUGGAAAUCAUUUGUUGAGGAAUUGUUUCAGCGGGGUCUAGUAAAAGUUGUUUUUGCUACUGAAACACUUGCUGCUGGGAUAAAUAUGCCUGCUAGAACAGCUAUAAUCUCCUCACUUAGCAAAAAGGGUGAAACUGGACGCACAUUUCUAAGCCCAAAUGAACUGUUCCAAAUGGCAGGACGUGCUGGUCGGAGAGGCAUUGAUGAAGUGGGUCAUGCUGUUCUUAUACAGACUCCCUAUGAAGGAGCUGAGGAGUGCUAUGAGCUACUUUCUGCUGGGCUUGAACCUCUUGUUUCACAAUUUACUGCUUCAUACGGGAUGGUUUUGAAUCUCCUUGCUGGUGCAAAGGUUACUCGUAAGCUUCAUGAUCCAGAUGGUACAAAACUUUCUCACUGUGGACGAACUCUGGAAGAAGCUCGAAAGCUAGUGGAGCAAAGCUUUGGAAAUUAUGUUGGCAGUAAUGUUAUGCAAGCUGCCAAAGAAGAGCUUGAAAAAAUACAACAUGAAAUUGAGUUGCUUUCUGUGGAAGUUACUGAAGAUGCUAUUGAUAGAAAAUGCCAGGAACAGUUAUCUGAGAAUGAUUAUGCUGAGAUCUCUAAACUGCAAGAAGAAUUAAGGGCUGAGAAACGAACAAGGACUGAACUCAGACGACAGAUGGAGAUCAAAAGAAUGGCUGCUUGGAGACCGCUUUUAGAUAAGUUUGGAAGUGGAAACCUUCCAUUUAUUUGUUUGCGAUAUAAAGACAAGGAAGGAGUUCAGCACAAUAUACCUGCUGUAUAUGUUGGAAAACUUAGCUCUUCUUCUGUCCAGAAGAUCAUGAAUAUGGUUAAGUUGGAUUCUUCUGAUUUUGACAACUUGGAGACAGGUUCUAGAGAUGUUGCAAGUCAUGAAGAUGGCAAACCAGCAUAUUAUGUGGCUUUGAGUUCAGAUAACUCAUGGUAUCUCUUUACAGAAAAAUGGUUAAAAACAAUAUAUAGAACAGGGUUUCCAAACAUCUCAUCACUUGAUGGUGAUAUUCUACCACGAGAAAUGUUGAGGAACCUUCUCAUCAAGGAAGAUCUGCAGUGGGAAAAGAUUGCUGAUUCUGAAUUUGGGUCAUUAUGGUCCAUUGGAGGUUCUCUUGAGACAUGGUCAUGGAGUUUAAAUGUUCCUGUAUUGAGUAGCCUUUCGGAGGACGAUGAGGUGGCAAAUCAAUCUGAAGCAUACCGAGAUGCUGUUGGACGUUACAAGGAACAAAGAAGCAGAGUCUCUCAAUUGAAGAAAAAGAUAACAAAUACCAAAGGGUUUAAAGAAUUUAAGAAGAUCAUUGAUAUGACCAAGUUUAUAAAAGAGAAAAUGGAACGCCUGAAUGCUAGAUCAAAUCGCUUAAGUAAACGAAUAGGACAAAUUGAGCCAACUGGUUGGAAGGAAUUCUUGCAGAUAAGCAAAGUAAUACAAGAAGCAAGAGCAUUGGAUUUGAGCACUCAGGUUAUAUACCCUUUAGGUGAAACAGCAGCAGCAAUUCGAGGAGAAAAUGAGCUAUGGCUUGCAAUGAUACUUAGGAAUAAAGUCUUAUUAAACCUGAAGCCAGCACAACUCGCUGCUGUAUGCGGAAGUUUAGUUUCAGAAGGAAUCAAAGUGCGACCUUGGAAAAGUAACAGCUAUAUUUAUGAGCCAUCCUCAAUUGUGAUUGAUGUUAUCUACCUUUUGGAGGAGCAGAGAAUAUCUCUUAUCCAAAUUCAGGAUAAAUAUGGCGUCAAGAUACCCUGUGAGUUAGACGGUCAGUUCUCUGGAAUGGUUGAAGCCUGGGCCUCUGGUCUAACUUGGAGAGAAAUAAUGAUGGACUGUGCUAUGGAUGAGGGGGACCUAGCUAGACUAUUACGUCGUACAAUAGAUUUAUUGGCACAGAUUCCUAAGUUGCCAGAUAUUGAUCCACUUCUACAAAACAAUGCGCUGCUUGCAUCCAGUGUCAUGGACCGAGCACCCAUAAAUGAACUUGCGGGUUGAUUGUGUAUUGUUGAUUGGCCAAAGUACACUGAAACCGCUUGAUUAUUGUUACUGUGCAGGAGAAAUGCAAGCAGAGUUCAACAUGAAACAUUGAUUCCCACAUUCCAUUGGUUAUUAGAUCCCUGAUCGUGGCAUAGAACCUAUUAUGUUUGUUGGUUCAUCCUCUGCUUGCACCAAGGUUCAUGCUUUCAGGAAUCCGCUCGGCAAAAUAUUGCUCAUGAAAAAGACCUUGGGGGCUCGAAUUGUAUUUAAUUGAUAAAGUUAAUGAACUUCGAUGCCAUUUGAUCCAAAUCAGGAUUCACCUCCAAUACGGAUUUGGACGAGUGGAUCUGAUGGCAAACGAGACCAUUGACCUUCCCUGAAUCCAUUUUUUGUGGAUAUAAAUAAAUAAAGAAUUUAUAGUCCUUUUAUAAUUUA